Planococcus citri (citrus mealybug) is the source of this 6322-nucleotide messenger RNA. RefSeq names its product RIMS-binding protein 2-like. NCBI's taxonomy places the organism in Eukaryota, Metazoa, Arthropoda, Insecta, Hemiptera, Pseudococcidae. The transcript has 25 exons. The record is from RefSeq and is a predicted model, not a curated record. Gene Ontology annotation, molecular function: protein binding. Gene Ontology annotation, biological process: neuromuscular synaptic transmission. The coding region runs from base 478 to 4650 and encodes 1390 amino acids.
CUGUGAUAAAAUGGCUGAAUCAGCAUGAGAACUUAAAUAUAUUAUCGAUGUAUACGCGUUUAUUUUUUAAUUAUAUGUACGUUAAAUCGGGAAAAUAUUAAAAAGUGGAUUAAUUUUUUGUUAAAAUGGUUAGGAAAUAACUAAGACGCGAUUAUACCGUAUUAUAUUGUGCAGUAUGUUUUUCUUUUCGUAAAAUAGAGUUCCCCUUUUUAUGGCAGUUUUUUUAAUGGGUGAACACCUUAUACAGUAUACAUAAAAUGUAUCGCUCAUUUUCGGACAGUUUUAAUCAUUUAUUUUUUCGUACCCACCGUUUAAUUUCAAGUUGUUAUUCAUUCUGUUAGAGAAAAAAAUCAAUAAACUCUCCAGAUACUUUAAUAUUUAAAUAAAUCAUUCGAGUAAUAAGUAAAAACGGAGUCCUCACUAUCAUAUGGGUCAACGCGUAGCUCAUCGGAUCACCUUGAUGCAAUCUUAUUGCAAAUGCGAGAUGUCAGCGAGAGAAAGAAAGAACUGGAAAAGGAGCAGGCUGAAACACUCUCCUCUCUUCGUGAUAAACAAAAUGAACUACAAUGGAGAUCAAAUUGUUCAGCAUCUGAAAAAGUCAAAAUAUGUGAAACCAUCGAAGCUUUGCAGUCAAAAAUCAGAGAAUUGGAGAAGAAGAUGGAAUUACAAAACGUGCACCAUGAAGAAUUACUCUUGGAAAUGGCAGCCAUCAAACGUACUUCUAGUUCGCAACAAAGAUCAAGUCUGCCAGGAAAUUAUACGACCAGUCCAUGGAAAAAACCGAAUGCUUCCAAUCAAGAAGUACAAACAUCUCCUGAAUCAAACGCGUCCGAGCUAAAUUAUUUAGAUCGCCUAACGCCAUCUACUUCUAAUUCAUACGACAGCGGAAACAUUUACGAAAAUCGUCCAGCAAAUUAUCGAUCACGACCGCAUAUUCAUGGGUGUCCUACCAACAUCGCACCAAGUAGUUCGUAUGUAGAUUUGCAUCUUGCCUCAUUAGAUCCGUCUGCCCGCUACUCGAUAAACACUAACACCGCUGUUGCAUGCAAGCCGUAUUGGUCUCAGUCUGAACCACCGUGUACAUGUCCAGUUAGCUCUGAUCAAGAAUUAACUUCUGCUACUCCAAGUAAUGAAAGUGCGUGUUCUGAUGAUUCAGGAAUUCAAAAUGUUUCAAUAUCACAUAACAGCAGCAUCACGGUUGAUAUUGAUAAAAUAAUGGCGAAAAUAGAUCAAGAUAAUAGGAUCUUGGCAGAAUUAGAUAAAACUCGUUCGACAAUAGUGACUCAGGGAAGUAUGACUGCCGAACAGUUGAGACAUAUUAGCGAUAUGGGAAUCAUACCACCAGCGUCUUGUCAAGGGAUGUUACCAGUCAUGCAGUCUUCUGGAUUACCAAUGACUACAUCUCAAACAACCAUUAACCCACCAAUUUCGUUAUCAAAUACUUUCCCAUCGUAUCUACAACAGUAUGAUUUAAGCAAUAGUAUGAGACCAUCGAUGGGGUCAAUGUUUCCUAUGCAGAUGUCGCAGCAAAUGUCACAAAUCCCAGUAUCUCAAUCGACUUUCAGUAUUUUACAAUCAAAUUAUCCCGGAAACUAUUCCCAGAUGUCGUCAAAUUUACUGCAGUCGCAGUUUGAUUUGGAUGCAAGGGUCAUGAAAAAUGGCAAUAUGUCAGGUAGUGCUUUUGCUAGUACAAGUGAUCUCCUUUUACCACACGAGGAUCUCAUGAUGGAAGGUCCGUCUCGCCGUACCCAGGAUAUGGUUGAAAUUCCUGGAAAAGGGUUGUGUAAUAUUUUUAUCUCUAAGUAUUCUUACGAUCCGUUCUCACAAAGUACCAGUAUAUGUCCAGAAGCUGAAUUAGCAAUAAAUGCUGGCGAUUAUCUUCUUGUGUAUGGAGAACCAGAUGAUGAUGGAUACGUGGAUGCGGAAUUAAUGGAUGGAAGAAGAGGUUUAGUACCAAUCAUGUUCAUUCAAAAAUUAUCCGGCGACGAAUUACUAGAAUUUAAUCAACGAGUAUUGAUGGGUAUGAAAGAAGGAGACGAUAGCGCGUCAACUACCAUUCCUCAAGAUAUAGAAACUGUUCAUAUAGAUGAGCAUGGUAAAAAAUUCAGGCCAGACUAUAAUCUUGGUGGUACAACUGAGGAAGAAGAAGAUGUCGAUGAAAGUGAAAGUGAUAUGUUCUUCUCGGUGCUAGUUCCCGCUCCAAAACAACUGACGUUGGAAAGACAGCUCAACAAAAGUAUUUUAAUAAGAUGGAAUGCGCCAGAAGAUUCGCCGACCCAUUGCAUUGAUUCUUACCACGUAUAUGUCGAUGGAGUUUUGAAAACCACAAUCAAAGCAAACGAGCGAACAAAAGCUUUGCUAGAAGGAGUUGAUUCAAACAAACCCCACAGAAUCAGCGUACGAUCUGUGACUCAGAAUAGAAGAACAUCCAGGGAUGCUGCUUGUACUAUGUUGAUAGGAAAAGAUGUUCCAUGCUACCCAACUAAUGUCAAAGCACAUCAUGUAACACCUACUUCUGCUGUGAUAUCUUGGAUGCCGAGUAAUAGUAAUUAUCAACAUACUGUUUGCGUCAAUAAUGUCGAAGUGAGAACCGUUAAACCAGGGGUCUACAGACAUACCAUUACGGGUCUAGUGCCGAAUACAAUUUACAGAGUGACAGUCAGAGCUAAAAAUAUUAGAGCUCCACAAUUUGACGAUAAGACUGCUUCUGAUAAAUACGCAUCUCACAUAGAUUUUCGAACUUUGCCUAAAGGCAUGCCUGAUCCACCUUCUGAAAUUCAGGUUGAAGUAGGACCACAAGACGGCACUUUAUUAGUUACAUGGAUCCCUGUAAUGGCUGAAAGUGCGAACGGAGCACCAGUUACAGGUUAUGCAGUUUACGCGGACGGUAAAAAAGUUACCGAUAUCGAUAGUCCGACAGGUGAUCAUGCUCUAAUCGACAUCAGUAAAAUAAUCAGCAUGAAUCCGCGAAAUGUCACUGUUCGAACGAAGUCUAAAGAAAAUCAGUCUUGUGAUAGCAACGCCACGCCGAUUCCAUCAUCCGCUAUAAAAGCGCGACAUCAUAGUUCAAAAGGAAAUAAUUAUGGACGCCAUCAAGCCAAAAACGCUUAUGGCCAAGUUCUCGUAAUAGAUCCUGAAGAAAAUCUCAGUGAUAAGGAAGUUUACCCUGGACAGAGCUCAUCCGUUCCCGCAAUUGAAAUUACGAAAGAAAAUCUAGCCGAUGAAAAUUACAGCGAAGAAGAAUUUUUAGAAACUCAUAGAUCUAAUAGAAAUAUUCGUUACAAUCAACCCCCUCCUCCUCGAUCUCAUGGUCCACCUCGAAGUCAUUUAGAACGAGGUAGACCACCCCCUCCGCACUCAGGUCAUGAACGAGUACUGCCUCGUCCUAAUUACGAUGUUAGAUCGUACGAUAUGCGUCGAGAUAAUAGAGAAUAUCACCAUUCGCCAGCACGUUCAACAGAUAGACGAACUAGAGUUAUGAACGAUCCUCACAUGAAACCGAACAGAGGACCAACGCAAUCACAAGCUUCUCCUGUCAACAGGCAGCAUCCUGCUCCAGCAACCGCAACUCCGGAUGAUAAAUCCAGGCUCGUUGUAGCGUUAUUCGAUUACGAUCCAUCGUCCAUGUCUCCAAAUCCAGCCACAAGUCACGAAGAAUUAGCCUUCUCGGCUGGAGAUCAAAUAAAAAUCUUGAGUGAAAAAGAUCCAGAUGGUUUUUACUGGGGCGAAUGUCACGGUAAACAAGGUUACGUGCCGCAAAAUAUGAUCACCGAUCUUGAAAAUGCACCAAAGACUCUGUUGAAAAAAAUCAAACAGCAUACGAGGUAUCCUGAUAUACAUCAUAACGCCAAGGCGAGGAAAAUGAUCGCGUUGUAUGAUUACGAUCCGCACGAAAAUUCGCCCAAUCUCGAUUCCGAUGCGGAAAUCAGCUUCAGCCAAGGUCAAAUCAUUUACGUAAAAGGCGAGCCAGACGACGACGGUUUUUAUUUGGGCGAAGUGGACGGUAUGCAGGGCUUAGUACCUUCGAAUUAUUUACAAGAGAUAGACGAAUACCAAGAAGAUGAUAGGCAACCUCCUCAUGCACGCCAAACCAAUCGUGGAGUUGUUAGACCAAUACCUCAAAGGGAUCAAAAUCGUGGGCACGGGCCCGGUGCCAGAGGACCACCACCUCCUCCUCGAGAUGGAAUGCCACCAAGAUCAGACGUCAGGGAUAGAAGGAAAGAUGCGCGCCCUCAGUACGAAAAUCAGCAGGAUCAAAUUAGAAAUACCGGAAGAACAGACGAAGGACGUCACUUGGAUAGACGAAUGGGACGAGAACUUCCUUCGGUAAAAGGAGACCAUUAUGGAAAUAUGCCAACGCGAGAAAAUAAUACGAGUACCAUUGCUUCCAAUCUUCAAAAUAACGAUCCAAAUAGGAGUAGUUUUAGAACUAACAGAACAAUAAGAGGAACUCCGAAUGUUAUUCCAGAGCUUUCAGCAAAUAAACCAACUAACGCCCCUCCAUCUACUGGUACAGGAUUAAAGUUUCCCGAAUCGCCGAAUAUCAUGCAGAAAUUGAGCGAAAUAACUCAUAACGCUGAAAAUCCUGUAGACAAUAUUUUAUCAAAAGGCAAAGAAUUAAUUUUUAUGAAAUUCGGUUUAGGUAAAUGAUACAAAAAAAAUAAUUCUCUGCUUUCAAAAUCACUGCCUUCGUAUUUUUUUCUCACGUUUACAUACAUUUUCUAUGAAUCGUUAAUAUUACUUUUUUUUUUUUUUUUUUUUUAAAUGAUACAAAAUAUAUGUACGUAUGUAUUGUUGAGCAUUGUUGAGUUAUGUUUCACUGACGUUGAAUAUUAUACUUAUGUAUUAUACCAUAUUAUAAAUGAAAUUAGGAGGAGAAGUAACUUUUUAAAAAUUUACUUUAUUCAUUUGAUUCAUUCGUUUUUUUAUUUUGUGUUUGUUUCGUUCUAAGUUAUACUUAUUCUUUCUUUCGUUUUUUUUUUUUUUUUUUUUUACCAAUUUACGCUCUUUUUUUAUUUUAAAAAAAUUUUAUACUUGAGCGAAAUUUUGAACUCUUUUUGCCAAAUGAAAUACCUCUCUAUCUCGACUAUUAUUUACGAUUAAAUGUUUUUUUUUUUAGAAAGGAAAAAAUAAUGAAAAAUUUAACGGACGGAGGUGCAGACAUGGAGUAUUUAUUUCAUUAUACUUUGUACUUUAUAUAAGAAGUUACCUUCGCAUAUCCUGUUUCUGAAUUUGACUUGACUAUUUAUUACUUUAUUCUUUAUAGAACUUCUUAAGUCAUCACAGUGUAGAUAAUUACAUGUAGGAUUGUCGAUCUUCUAAUAAUGCAAUUUUAUAACAGACGAAAAAUUAUGCGAUUGAAUUUAUAUCUGUUUUUUUUUUUUUUUUUUUUUUUCUAAAAUCAAUGGUGUACAUUUUUACUUAUUGUAUGUCUAUUUUCUUCGCAUCUAAAAUGUUAUCAAAAUUUACUGAAUCAUUCACUCGAAAUUUUCUGACAGUGAAUUUAGUAAUUUUCACUUCUUUCCCUGAUGAAAAAUGCAACAUUAUACAGAUUUUAUAUUUUUCGUAAUAUACCUUGAUAUUCUCUUCACCAUAAAAAUGAAGAAGAUUGAUGUAUUUUCUGAAUUUUAUUAUGGGGAAAACAUCGUUCGAAUAUAAUUUUCAAAAUGUAUUUUGCCUAUUAUAAAAGUAUCGGCAGUUUUUUUUACAUUUUUUUAAAAAACAAAAUCUUUUUUUUUAACUCGUCAAAUUAUUAUUGAAAAAUGUAGAUGCUUCUAUUAUUUUUAAAUUUGAAUCUUUUUGCAAUUGGAAAAAUAAAGAUCGUCGUUUCGUUUCGCUUAAAAAUAUUACAAAAACAUGUCGGCAUUUUUAUUUUUAGCUUGAAUUUUCUCUGUACCUAAUAUUCCUCGAAUAAGUAAUUUGAAUUUAUGUCCAUUUUCAUGUUUCGACUAAUUAAUGGCGUAUUUUUGUACUCUAUGCAAAAAUUAAAUUGUACAAACAUAAGUCACACAAGUAAUACCUAUUUCGUGUUAUGGUACAUUUUUAUUAAAAUUCCAAAAUUGUAUUUUUGUCCAUAUUAAGCCUUACUUACAUACAAAGUUAUAUGAAUGAACUAAAAGUGACAAAAAUUUUCUCAAUAAAAAAAAUGAAGAUUAGUUUUUUUUUUAAAUGUCUCAUUUCAAAUUUUAUGUGGGAAAAUAAGGUCUGCUUAUGUAUGCUUCAUUGAUAUCAGUAAUUUAAAAAUUGUCUAACAGGACAUUUUAAUAUAUCAUUAUUAAAUGUUACAUUACGUCAAUAAUAUGAAUAAACAUAUUUUAUUUUG